This is a messenger RNA of Anoplopoma fimbria (sablefish), 2538 nucleotides long. It is a transcript of the gene nlgn4xa, whose product is annotated as neuroligin 4 X-linked a. Gene Ontology annotation, cellular component: postsynaptic specialization membrane; synapse; cell surface. Lineage: Eukaryota; Metazoa; Chordata; Actinopteri; Perciformes; Anoplopomatidae. Gene Ontology annotation, biological process: modulation of chemical synaptic transmission; synaptic vesicle endocytosis; chemical synaptic transmission. The record is from RefSeq and is a predicted model, not a curated record. Gene Ontology annotation, molecular function: signaling receptor activity; neurexin family protein binding.
AUGUCAGCACCUGGAGGCCCUUCAUGGAUGUGUCGCUCCACAGCAAAGGCCAACCUUCUGAUGUGGGUGGGGCUGGCGUUCAUCUGCGUGGCCGCCGUUCAGUCCCAGCAGCACCCAGUGGUCACCACCAAUUAUGGGAAAUUGCGGGGAGUGAAGGUUACAUUACCAAAUGAGAUCCUGGGACCAGUGGAACAGUAUUUGGGGAUCCCGUACGCGCUGGCCCCGACGGGGGAGCGGAGGUUCCAGCCGCCGGAGCCGCCCAUGUCCUGGCCCGGCAUCAGGAAUGCUACUCAGUUCGCUGCGGUUUGUCCUCAGUUCUUAGAGGACCGCUUUUUGCUCAAUGAUAUGCUGCCUGUUUGGUUCACCGCCAACUUGGAUACAGUGGUGACCUACGUGCAGGAGCAGAGCGAGGACUGCCUCUACCUGAACAUCUACGUCCCCACGGAGGACGGGGCCAACUCAAACACGCAGGGUGCAGAUUUCCUCAGUAAUGAUGGUGGCGCUGAUGAAGAUAUCCACGAUGAGAAUGGGUUAAAGCCGGUCAUGGUUUACAUCCACGGAGGCUCCUACAUGGAGGGAACCGGCAACAUGAUCGACGGCAGCAUCCUGGCCAGCUACGGGAACGUCAUCGUCAUCACCAUCAACUACCGGCUCGGAGUUCUGGGGUUUCUAAGCACAGGAGACCAGGCAGCCAAGGGCAACUACGGCCUGCUGGAUCAAAUCCAGGCUCUCAGGUGGAUCAAAGAGAACAUCCAGGCCUUCAAAGGAGAUCCAAAGAGAGUGACCAUCUUUGGCUCUGGAGCCGGGGCGUCGUGCGUCAGCCUGCUCACCCUCUCACAUUACUCAGAAGAUCUGUUCCAGAAAGCUAUCAUCCAGAGUGGCACAGCCCUGUCCAGCUGGGCCGUCAACUACCAGCCUGCCAAGUACACGCGAGCCCUGGCCGAGAAGGUGGGCUGCAACAUGCUGGACACCAUCGACCUGGUGGAGUGCCUGCAGAACAAGAACUACAAGGAGCUGAUCGAGCAGUACAUCACGCCCGCCAAAUACCACAUCGCCUUCGGGCCUGUGAUCGACGGCGACGUCAUCCCAGAUGAUCCCCAGAUCCUGAUGGAGCAAGGGGAGUUCCUCAACUACGACAUCAUGCUGGGGGUCAAUCAGGGCGAGGGCUUUAAGUUCGUGGACGGCAUCGUGGACAGCGAGGACGGGGUGUCUGCCAAUGAUUUUGACUUCGCUGUGUCGGACUUUGUGGACCAUCUCUACGGCUACCCGGAGGGCAAGGACACUCUGCGGGAGACCAUCAAAUUCAUGUACACGGACUGGGCGGACAAGGAGAACCCGGAGACCCGGCGCAAGACCCUGGUGGCUCUGUUCACCGACCACCAGUGGGUGGCGCCGGCAGUGGCCACGGCUGACCUCCACGCCCAGUACGGCUCACCCACCUACUUCUACGCUUUCUACCACCACUGUCAGAGCGACAUGAAGCCCAGCUGGGCCGACUCGGCUCACGGUGACGAAGUACCGUACGUGUUUGGAAUCCCCAUGAUCGGCCCCACGGAUCUCUUCAACUGCAACUUCUCCAAGAAUGACGUGAUGCUGAGCGCUGUGGUCAUGACCUACUGGACUAACUUCGCCAAAACUGGGGAUCCAAACCAACCGGUUCCACAGGAUACAAAGUUCAUCCACACAAAGCCUAACCGCUUUGAGGAGGUAGCCUGGACCAAGUACAACCCCAAAGACCAGCUCUACCUUCACAUCGGCCUCAAACCUCGAGUCCGAGACCACUACCGCGCUACCAAGGUGGCUUUCUGGUUAGAACUAGUCCCGCAUCUCCACAACAUCAAUGAAUUCUUUCAAUAUGUAUCCACCACCACCAAAAUACCUCCGCAGGAUACCACCCCUUACCCUUACACCAAACGGUUCCCUGGCAAAAACAACUGGCCAUCCACCACCCGACACCCAGGGGUCCCACCCGCCAACACCAAACAGACCACUGACCAGCGCAAGAGCGGCGACCUGACGGACGAGUCGACUGUGGUGAUCGAGACCAAGAGGGACUACUCCACCGAGCUCAGUGUCACCAUCGCAGUCGGAGCCUCCCUGCUCUUCCUCAACACUGCCUUCGCUGCACUCUACUACAAGAAAGACAAGCGGCGGCACGAUUCCAACCGGCGAGUCCCCACCCCACAGCGCAACUCCGCACCAAGCAACACGCCCUCCACCGCCAACAACGUGGCCCACCUGCAGAGCGAGGAGCUGAUGUCUCUGCAGAUGAAGCAGCAGCAGCUGGAGCACGAGCACGAGCACCACCACGAGUGCGAGCCGCUGCAGACCCACGACACGCUGCGCCUCACCUGCCCGCCCGACUACACCCUCACGCUGCGCCGCUCGCCCGACGACAUACCGCUGAUGACGCCCAGCACCAUCACCAUGAUCCCCAACUCGCUGGCUGGCAUGCAGCCUCUGCACAACUUCAAUACUUUCGGUGGCAGCCAGAACAGUACCAACUUACCCCACGGCCACUCCACCACGCGGGUAUAG